Quercus robur (English oak) is the source of this 453-nucleotide messenger RNA. RefSeq names its product ankyrin repeat-containing protein NPR4-like. The record is from RefSeq and is a predicted model, not a curated record. Lineage: Eukaryota; Viridiplantae; Streptophyta; Magnoliopsida; Fagales; Fagaceae. The transcript has a single exon. Bases 1 to 453 code for a protein of 150 amino acids.
AUGAAGGAGACAGCCAAUUCAUGUAUGCUUGUAGCAACUCUCAUUUCUACUGUGGUCUUCGCAGCAGCUCUCACAGUUCCUGGUGCCAGUAACAAGAUAUCAAAUACUUCUUAUUUCCACAAAGAGCAGUGGUUUAUGAUUUUUAUUCUUUCAAAUGCAGUAGCACUCUUUACCUCGGCAGCAUCAAUUGUGUUGUUACUGUCCAUUCUUACUUCAAGCUAUGCACAAAGUGAGUUUGUGUAUUCAUUGCACAAAAGGUUGAUGUUUGGGCUCACAAAACUCUUCAUCUCCAUAACAACCAUGGUCUCAGCCUUUAUUGCUGCCAUCUUUUUGAUCUUUGACUACAAGUUAGAAUGGGUUCCUUAUGUCAUUGCUUCACUUGCCUGUGCUCCAGUGAUUUUGUUUCUUGUGUUACAUUCGAGCCUUUGGGCUGAUUUAAUCCGCUCAUAUUAG